Messenger RNA from Panonychus citri (citrus red mite), 1279 nucleotides. RefSeq lists its product as uncharacterized. Bases 231 to 719 code for a protein of 162 amino acids. The record is from RefSeq and is a predicted model, not a curated record. NCBI's taxonomy places the organism in Eukaryota, Metazoa, Arthropoda, Arachnida, Trombidiformes, Tetranychidae. The transcript has a single exon.
GCUCUGUCUCUCUCUCUCUCUCUCGCUGCUCUUUGCAAGCAACUCUCAUAUUGAUCAAAACAAAAUUUCUAACUAAUGAGUUAACGAAACCUUUAUUUCCUCAAUAUUUUUAUCUGAUGUUCCCAUAUUGUUCACCUUGAUUGGUUUUCCAUGUUAAUAAGUGUUACCUGUUGAUUCUGUUUUAUGUUUAAUUCUAUAAGAAAAAAGGAAAACUUGAAAUUACUUUCAAUAUGUGGAAUCAAUUGGCUCUCAAGUCUCGCCCAAUUUUCACCAAUCAUCGUCUUCUCAUGAAAAGAUAUCUACAUUAUCAAAGUGCAAUUAAAAAGCGUGAUAGUCAACAAUUGAUCAAAAUAUUAACAAAUGAACGUGUAAUCAGUUUAUUACCUAAAAAUUUAUAUUCAUCAACAGCUGAUUCAUCUGUCACUUCAAAGAGUCACCAAGAAAUGACCAAGGAUAACAAAGGAAAAGAUGAUGACGAUAAUAAGGUGACUAUCGAUGAGCAAAUAUUGGAUAAAUUAUACGAGCAAAUGGAUCGACAAAUUGAGCAAAUUGAUCAGUUCAUGGAAUCAAAUGGGAAAAACAGUCAAGUGAAAAUCUAUGGGUUAACUUUAAUCACGGUUGUUGCUGGUGUUUUUGCUGGUGCUUAUGCUGCUCAUUUGGGUGCUUGGUUUCUUGAUAAAAUUGGUCUAUUUAUGUUUCAAGAGGAAGAUGACGAUUGAAAAGAUGAUCCCAAUCAAUUGCAAUUGCUUUUAGUCAGUAAAUUGAUUACAGUUGUAAAUUCUGAAUCAACAAGCCAACAAGUUGUAGACACCAAUUCUUUCAUGGAACAUCUUCCUUUCUCCCUCGAUUAUUUUUUUCUUUCCAUUGAUGUAAUAAUAUUUGGAAUGGAAUCUCAAUUUUCUCUAACAAUUCUACCAAUUGAUUCGUAUUGAUAAUCUUUUCCUAUCAACUGUCAAUUAGUGUCAUAAGAAGGCGAAAUCACUACAAUUUUGGAUCAAAUGGAAAUGGAAAUGGAAAUGAUGUUGAUUGUUAUUUACAAAUUGGAAAAACGUUCAACAAUUUAAUACCAAUUCCAAGUAAAUUGUUGAUCAUUGCGCUUCUCUACCAUACAACAAUUCUAAUCAAAAUUCACCAUAAAGGCCUUUAAACAAAUCAUCUUAAAAUCAAUCAAUUUAAAAUCGACCAAGUUAAAAAAGAGAUUAAUCUCUGUUUACAAUCAGUUAAUCAUCUUUUCGUCCAAAAAAAUCAUGUUACAAGUAAAUGUUAAUUUCUAAAUCAA